This is a messenger RNA of Racocetra fulgida, 852 nucleotides long. The record is from the annotation of a GenBank genome assembly. Lineage: Eukaryota; Fungi; Glomeromycota; Glomeromycetes; Diversisporales; Gigasporaceae.
AUCACUCCGAGUGAGCCAAUUCAACGAACUUCGGAGGAAAUAGAAGAAAAACGGCGCAUUCUUGAACAAGUGGAAUAUUAUUUUGGUGAUAAAAAUUUCCCAAAGGAUAAAUUCUUAAAGGAACUGUGUAGCAAAGAUCCACAAAGAUGGGUCCAACUUGCCAUAGUGCGUCAAUUUAAAAAAAUGCAGGUUUACAAAGAUGAUGCAUUAAUUGUCGAAGCUCUUCGAGAAUCUCCAGAAAUAUUAGAAGUUGAUGAUUCUGGUACAAAAAUUCGGAGAAAAACUCCUAUUAGGAUGCCAAUUCCAGAACAUGUAAAAUCCGGGCCAAUGUGGAAGUUUGAUUAUUGUGAAAUGAAGUGCGUUGAAAAAGGAUUGGAUCCUGAUACUAUGCGCAAGCAAAUACCGCAUAUUCCGAAGACAAAUUCAAGAUUGAAACAUAAAUUAGACUCGUUUAAGUAUGAAAAGGAUUGCUUAUUACGUUUUGAGGGAGCUGGACCUAAUGUUCGUUGGGAAGACAUUAAGGCCAAAAUGGAAACAGGUUAUGGUAGUGUUGUGUUUGUCAAAUUAGAUCAGCAGCUUAGAAGCGGAAUAAUCCAUUUUGAGAAACCAAUCGCUUUAAAAGUUGCGUCCUCGAUUCAAAAUGACGACCUAGAAUUUGAUGGUUUCAAGCCUGUCUUUAAAGCGCUUGAAGGUUCGUUUAAUGAUUCUGAUCGUUUAUUUUUUGAUUUAUUUUACGAACCGUGUUUUCUUAGGUCUAGUUAUAAUCAAACAAAAAGAAAUAACGCACAAAGGACUGAGGAUAACGAUGAUACUGAAGAUGCUAGGGAUGUUAAGCGGUCCAAAAGAACUUAA